UUCCAGUUUCAACAAAACUUUCGUAGUUCAAAAAUUUAUACUCUUAUUAUCAAAUUUUAUCAAUGGUAACAAACGAUGAUGAGCAGCUUGAACAGCAGCGAAAAUUAUGGCACAGAUUGUUUAAAAUGGACAAAUUUCGCGUUGUCUUACGAUUACCACGGAAAUAUCGGCAUCAUCGUUGGAAUGCUAUUCGUACGUUAGGUGAUGGCGCAUUUGGUGAAGUUCGUUUAUUGGUAGAUUCAAAAAAUCCAGAAACAGUGGUAGCUGUGAAAUGUAUGAAUGCAAAUGCAUUAGGAAAGGAAGAAGAAUUGUUUAAAAAACUACGUCGAGAGGCGUUUAUCAUGCGUAUAUUCCGCAAUUCUGAACAUGUCAUUCGUUACAUUGGAAUGCGUUAUGACGAGGGACGUAUUGAAAUGUUUCUCGAAUAUGCUGAUGGAGGCGAAUUGUUCGAUCAUAUCGAACCGGACAGUGGCAUGCCAGCGUGGAAGGCGCAGAAAUUUUUCCGACAGAUUAUUGCUGGCUUGAAGCAUAUUCAUUCAAUGGGUAUCGUACAUCGCGAUAUCAAGCCGGAAAACCUAUUACUUAUGAAAAAUGGUCAAUUAAGAAUUUGUGAUUUUGGUCUAGCAACAAUAUUUCGCCAUAAAGGAGUGGAAAGAAAACUGAAAUCUAAAUGCGGCACAGUACAGUAUCUUUCUCCUCAGGUGUUAGCGUCAAAUUACAGAGGUGAACCAUCUGAUGUAUGGUCUUGCGGAAUUGUACUCAUUGCAAUGCUUACUGGUGAAUUGCCCUGGGACGAAGCGACUAAAACUUCACAUCCUUACAAACUUUGGCUUACGCAAUAUGAUUGGAGACAUUAUCCACCUUGGGAUAGACUUUUUGGACCAAUAACAAAUUUGUUACGAAAGAUGCUGGAUGUCUGUGAGCGGAAACGAAUCAAAAUUCCGGAUAUUGAAGAACAUGAAUUUUUCCUAGAGAAGAUAAAUUAUGAAAUCCCAAGUGCCAAAGCCAUGAGGGGAACUAAGAUACGAACAAUUGAAACUACAAAUGUCGCAACUCUUCCACCGAAAGCCGUUAAUAUCGCACCAACUUGCGAAAAUCCAGCAAAUUUGAAGGGAAAUAGCGAAGCUGCAGGACUGCCAAACUUGUUAGAGGAGAUGGCAGUUGUGGAUCAAAAAGAGCCUGAUCUAAAGAAGGUCAAACUUUCAACUUCUACCAAUAUUGAAGAGAGGUUGGAAUUACCAGUCAGUGCAGUUUCUCAGCCGGUUCCAUCUUGUAGCAUUUCGCAAACAAUAAGGGAAUUACGAUUGGACGCACUGACUGGUAAUUUCUUUUCACAGCCUGUUGGUGUAGAACUGUUGACACAGAUCGACUACGAUAUCAGUCAGCAUCCGUUGACACUCCUAGCGCGUCGUAUGACACGUUUCUGUGUGACGAAGCGAACAUAUGAAAUUAUGUCAAUCAUCAAAGAAAGAAUGGAUCUCCAAUUUACAUGUGUGCAACGUGCACCUAAUACGAUAUCAAUUAGCGGUCCUCGAAAUCAUAUGUGUUAUGUCGCAACAAUUUACGAAAUGAUGGGAGAAGAUGGCAGAAAGGUAAUGGUAGAUUGCCGGCGCUCACGUGGUGAUGGAAUUGAAUUUAAACGAGCAUUUUUGGAUUUAAAACAUAAAUUGCGUGAUGUUAUAUGUGAAUCAGGUAAUACAUGGUUACGAAGGAAGGG
Molecule: messenger RNA, 1717 nt
Organism: Loa loa (African eye worm)
Lineage: Eukaryota; Metazoa; Nematoda; Chromadorea; Rhabditida; Onchocercidae
Product: CAMK/CAMKL/CHK1 protein kinase
Exons: 14
Biological process (GO): intracellular signal transduction; protein phosphorylation
Cellular component (GO): nucleus
Molecular function (GO): ATP binding; protein serine/threonine kinase activity
Source: RefSeq, a predicted model, not a curated record